AUGUCAAAAAGUGAUAUUGUUUUUUUACAAACAGAUAUUGAUUAUAUUCUUGACACAACGAAUUUGAAUGUUUCUGAACCAAUCAUAACAAUAUUUGGUACAAUGAAAGACGGAAGCCCUGUACAAUUACUUGUUAAAGAUUUCAAUCCGUAUUUUUAUAUUCAACCAGUUGGUGAUCAAAAUAUAUUUGAAGAUGAAAUAAGAGAGGCCAUUGAUAAAUUAUCGAUAAAAGGAAAGCUUUUAAAUGUCAGUACAUCUAUGAAAUAUCCUUUGUAUGGAUAUUCUGAAUCUAAGUCAUUAUUUUAUAAAUUAACUUUUAAUACUCCAUCAGUUUUUUAUCAAAUAAAGCCAAUUCUUGAAGCGGGAAUUCUAAUAAAAAAUCGGUUGGUGCGCUUUAAAUUAUUCGAAAGUAAUUUUCCAUUUGUCUUAAGAUUUAUGGUUGAUAUGAAUAUUGUUGGAAUGCAAUAUCUUAAAAUUAAGCGAUAUAUUGUUUUAUCAUCGAAUCCAUUUGUAAUAUCCUGUUCUUACGUGGAUGUUGUGCCACUGGAAAUUAAAAAUGAAUAUGUCAAGCUGCCUAAAUUUAAAAUUUUAAGUAUAGACAUAGAAUGUAUUAGCUUAGAUAAAAUAUCUUUUCCAGUAGCUACAAAAGAUCCAAUUAUACAGAUCGGUAAUACUGUUUCUUAUUCAGAUGAUCCUAGCAAGAUUGAGCAGGUAAUUUUCUGUUUAAAAGAAACUGCGCCAAUUCCCGGUGCAAUAGUAAGAAGUUUUAACACGGAGAAGGAUCUUCUUAUAGCAUGGAAGGAAUACUUUAUAGAUCAAAAUCCUGAUCUAAUAUUGGGUUAUAAUCUAAAAGGGUUUGAUAUUCCAUACAUUUUGGAAAGAGGCACCACCUUAAAUAUAGAAGAUUUUAAUAAGUUGGGGCGAACACAAAAACCAUGUAAAGCCAAAGAUGCCGUUUUUAGUUCUAGACAAGUAGGAUCAUUAAGUACACCUGAAAUAACUAUCGAAGGGCGAAUUGUUUUUGAUCUAAUGCAGAUUAUUCGACGAGAACAUAAAUUAAGAAGUUAUUCGUUAAAUUCGGUGAGUUUACAUUUUUUACAAGAACAAAAAGAAGAUGUGCCACACAACUCGAUGCAUGAUCUACAGGAAGGUAAUAAAGAUACUAGAAAACGUAUUGCUUCGUAUUGUUUGAAAGAUACCAUUUUACCUUUAAGAUUAUUUAAUAAGCUAAAUAUUUUGAUUAAUUAUACAGAAUUGGCUCGUGUGAUGGGCGUGCCUUUAGAAUAUUUUUCAAGUAGAGGCGUAGGAAUAAAGGUUUUAACACUUAUUUAUCGAGCAGCAGCAGAAAAUGAUUAUCUUAUUCCUGUAUUAGACGUUGAGGAUAAUGAUUCUACAUAUGAAGGGGGGUUUGUUAUGGAUCCCAUGCGCGGGUUUUAUCCGCAACCCAUUGCAGUUUUAGAUUUUUCGUCAUUAUAUCCUUCUAUUAUGAUUAGUCGUAAUCUAUGUUAUUCAACGUUGUUGACAAAAGAACAAUAUGACAAAUUUGGAGGAACUAAAACGCCCACUAAUAAUUAUUUUGUAGAUUCAAAAGUUAAGCAAGGUCUUCUUCCUAAAGUACUCAUAAAUUUAUUAGCAUCAAGAAAAGCAACUAAAAAAGAAAUGAAUGCAGAAUCAGAUCCUGGGAUUAAAGCAUGUUUAAAUGCUAGACAAACAGCCAUUAAAGUUUGUGCAAAUUCUAUUUAUGGAUUUACAGGCGCAAAUACAGGUAAACUGCCUUGUGUUGAGAUAUCACAAAGCACUACAUCUUUUGGUAGAGAAAUGAUUGCUUUUACUAAAAAUAUUAUAGAAUCUACAUUUUGUAAAGAAAAAGGAUAUUCACAUGAUUCUAUUGUAAUUUACGGUGAUACCGAUUCCGUUAUGAUUAAUUUCAAAGAAAAUGAUAUGAAGAGGGUUUUUGAGAUGGCAAGUGAAAUUUCGGAAUUUGUGACAACUAAAUUUAUAAAACCAGUUUCUUUGGAAUUUGAGAAGGUGUAUUAUCCUUAUUUGCUUAUUAAUAAGAAGAGAUAUGCUGGAUUAAUUUAUAAUAAUCCCAAUACUCCGAGUAAAAUAGACACUAAAGGAAUUGAAACUGUAAGACGUGAUAAUUGCAAUUUAGUAAAGGAAGUAAUAGAAACGUGUUUAAAUAAGAUUUUAUAUGAUAAAGAUGUUGAAGGUGCCAAAAUUUAUGUUAAAAAAAUUGUACAGGAUUUGUAUCAAGGCAAGAUAGACCUCAGUCAAUUAGUAAUUUCGAAAUCUAUAACAAAAGCAGGAGAUAAAUAUGCUAGUAAACAAGCACAUGUAGAAUUGGCAGAAAAAAUGCGUAAAAGGGGAGAUGAGUCUGCUGGUGCGCUGGGGAAUAGAGUUGCAUAUAUUAUGGUAGAAAAAGGUAAAAAAGUUGCAGGAUACGAUAAAGCAGAAGAUCCAGUUUACGUUUUAGAACAUAAUUUACCAAUAGAUACUGAAUAUUAUAUAGAGCAACAGCUAGCAAAACCACUGCAUAGGUUAUUUGAACCAAUUGUAGAUAAUGUAUCAGAAUUAUUAAAGGGUGAACAUACAAGGGUAGUAACAAAUAUUGUUAAAGCCAAAGGGCCGAUGAAUGCAUUUUUACAAGCAAAGGUUACUUGCGUUGGAUGUAAGGCAUCUGGUACUAUUUUAUGCAAAUCUUGUCAGCCUAAUUUUUAUAAACAUCUUAUAAAAUUACAAACAGACGUAGAAAAUAAGAAAAAAUUAUUUAAUGAAUGUUGGACUGAGUGUCAAAGAUGCCAAGGAAGCCUACAGGAUGAAAUAUUAUGUGCUAACAGAGAUUGUCCAAUAUUUUACAUGAGAACACGGGUUAAAAAAGAAUUAUUUCCGCUAGGAAAUAAAUUAAAAACCCUAAGAGAAUUUGAAUGGUAA
Messenger RNA from Vairimorpha ceranae, 2934 nucleotides. RefSeq names its product dna polymerase delta catalytic subunit. Bases 1 to 2934 code for a protein of 977 amino acids. NCBI's taxonomy places the organism in Eukaryota, Fungi, Microsporidia, Nosematidae. Gene Ontology annotation, molecular function: 3'-5'-DNA exonuclease activity; DNA-directed DNA polymerase activity; DNA binding. The transcript has a single exon. Gene Ontology annotation, biological process: nucleotide-excision repair, DNA gap filling; DNA replication proofreading; base-excision repair, gap-filling. The record is from RefSeq and is a predicted model, not a curated record. Gene Ontology annotation, cellular component: delta DNA polymerase complex.